Molecule: messenger RNA, 5147 nt
Organism: Apodemus sylvaticus (European woodmouse)
Lineage: Eukaryota; Metazoa; Chordata; Mammalia; Rodentia; Muridae
Gene: Loxl2
Product: lysyl oxidase like 2
Exons: 14
Coding region: 330-2681 (783 amino acids)
Biological process (GO): peptidyl-lysine oxidation
Cellular component (GO): membrane
Molecular function (GO): protein-lysine 6-oxidase activity; copper ion binding
Source: RefSeq, a predicted model, not a curated record
CCCACCCCGCCCCCCAAUCCCGGGAUAAACCGAGGAAGUUCAACAAAGGGUGGAGGCCGGGCUAAACUGGAGGCCGCCUUCGGGGCGAGCUGGGGUCGGGGGUGGGGUUUGCCACGAGUUUCUCUUUAAAAGCACAGGGGCGGAAAGCUUGCCCCGACUGUAACGCGCGCCUCCCGGCAUUUUCCCCGGCUUCUCGGCGGGCGGGCCCUAGGCGAUCGGCGUGGAGAGGGGCCCCCGCUGAGAGCCCAGUCCCAGCCCGGCCACCACGGAGCCCAGCUGCCAAAAAGUUCUUGCUGCCACCCGCCACCUCCCCUCUGCACAGGACAAGGAUGGAGAUCCAUUUUGGCUUCUGCCUCUAUGGCUGUGUGGCGCUGCUUGUCUUGCUGCCCUCCCUGAGCCAGGCGCAGUACGAGAGCUGGCCCUACCAGCUCCAGUACCCUGAGUACCUCCAGCAGCCAGCUCCCGAGCACCACCAGCGGCAGGUGCCCUCCGACGUGGUCAAGAUCCAGGUCCGCCUGGCGGGCCAGAAGAGGAAACACAAUGAGGGCCGUGUGGAGGUCUAUUAUGAAGGCCAGUGGGGCACCGUGUGUGACGAUGAUUUCUCUAUCCAUGCUGCCCACGUUGUCUGCCGGGAAGUGGGCUAUGUGGAGGCCAAGUCCUGGACUGCCAGCUCUUCCUACGGCCCAGGAGAAGGCCCCAUCUGGCUGGACAAUAUCUACUGCACUGGCAAAGAGUCGACCCUGGCAGCUUGCUCCUCCAAUGGCUGGGGUGUCACUGACUGCAAGCACACUGAAGACGUUGGUGUGGUGUGCAGUGAAAAAAGAAUUCCUGGCUUCAAAUUUGACAAUUCGUUGAUCAACCAAAUAGAGAGCCUAAAUAUCCAGGUGGAAGAUAUCCGCAUCCGGCCUAUCCUUUCUGCCUUUCGCCAUCGCAAGCCUGUGACAGAGGGCUACGUGGAGGUGAAGGAGGGUAAGGCCUGGAAGCAGAUCUGCAACAAGCACUGGACAGCCAAGAAUUCCCACGUGGUCUGUGGCAUGUUCGGCUUCCCCGCAGAGAAGACCUACAACCCCAAAGCCUACAAAACCUUUGCCUCAAGGAGGAAGCUGCGUUACUGGCCAUUUUCUAUGAACUGCACGGGCACCGAAGCACACAUCUCCAGCUGCAAGCUGGGCCCUUCGGUGUCCCGCGACCCUGUGAAGAACGCCACCUGUGAGAGCGGGCAGCCAGCUGUGGUCAGCUGCGUGCCUAGCCAGAUCUUCAGCCCUGAUGGACCCUCAAGGUUCCGGAAAGCCUACAAGCCAGAGCAGGACCAUGUGUCUCUCCAGCAACCCUUGGUGCGUCUGAGAGGUGGAGCCCAGGUCGGGGAGGGCCGAGUGGAGGUGCUCAAGAAUGGAGAAUGGGGAACCAUCUGUGAUGACAAGUGGGACCUGGUAUCGGCCAGUGUGGUCUGCAGAGAACUGGGCUUCGGGACUGCUAAAGAGGCUGUCACAGGCUCCAGACUGGGGCAAGGGAUUGGGCCCAUCCACCUCAACGAGGUCCAGUGCACAGGGACCGAGAAGUCCAUCAUAGACUGCAAAUUCAACACGGAGUCUCAGGGCUGCAACCACGAGGAAGACGCUGGAGUGCGAUGCAACAUCCCCAUCAUGGGCUUCCAGAAAAAGGUGCGCCUGAAUGGAGGCCGCAAUCCCUAUGAGGGCCGAGUGGAGGUGCUAACAGAGCGAAAUGGGUCCCUUGUGUGGGGGACUGUAUGCGGCCAGAACUGGGGCAUUGUGGAAGCCAUGGUGGUCUGCCGGCAGCUAGGCCUGGGCUUUGCCAGCAACGCCUUCCAGGAAACCUGGUACUGGCAUGGAAAUAUCUUCGCCAACAAAGUGGUCAUGAGUGGGGUGAAGUGCUCAGGGACAGAGCUAUCCCUGGCACACUGCCGACAUGACGAGGAGGUGGCUUGCCCCGAUGGCGGGGUACAGUUCGGUGCUGGAGUCGCCUGCUCAGAAACUGCACCUGACCUGGUGCUUAACGCUGAGAUUGUCCAGCAGACUGCCUACCUGGAGGACAGGCCCAUGGCCUUGCUGCAGUGUGCCAUGGAGGAGAACUGCCUCUCAGCCUCCGCUGUGCACACCGACCCCACCAGAGGCCACCGUCGCCUUCUACGCUUCUCCUCCCAGAUCCACAACAAUGGCCAGUCUGACUUCCGCCCCAAGAAUGGCCGCCAUGCAUGGAUCUGGCAUGACUGCCACAGGCACUACCACAGCAUGGAAGUAUUCACUUACUAUGACCUGCUGAGCCUCAACGGCACCAAGGUGGCUGAGGGCCACAAGGCCAGCUUCUGCUUGGAGGACACUGAGUGUGAGGGAGACAUUCAGAAGAGUUACGAAUGCGCCAACUUCGGAGAACAAGGCAUCACCAUGGGCUGCUGGGACAUGUACCGCCAUGACAUCGACUGCCAGUGGAUAGACAUCACCGAUGUGCCCCCUGGGGACUACCUGUUCCAGGUUGUCAUUAACCCCAACUAUGAGGUGCCAGAAUCAGAUUUCUCUAACAACAUCAUGAAGUGCAGGAGCCGCUAUGAUGGCUACCGCAUCUGGAUGUACAAUUGUCACGUAGGUGGAGCCUUCAGUGAGGAGACAGAACAGAAGUUCGAACACUUCAGUGGACUUCUAAAUAAUCAGCUCUCUGUGCAGUAAAGAAGAUCCUGGGCCAGGCAUGAUGGAUGGCUCAUGCCUGUAAUCCCUACACUCGGACUGAGGCAGGAGGAUUGCCACAAGAUUUCCACUCUGGACAUUAGACCAAGCUUCAGUUUUCAAAGAAAGGAAGAAAGGAAGGAAGGAAGGAAGGAAGGAAGGAAGGAAGGAAGGAAGGAAGGAAGGAAGGAAGGAAAAAUGACUUAAUGGUCACUUACUGACUCCUGGGGGAAUACUGAUUGCCACCUCUUUGCUAGCCAGAUCCAGCUGAGAAGAAAGGUACUCAUUCACUCCCCAGACACUGCUGCAUGUCCCUGUCCCGAGGCUUUAGGGGCGGGGCUCAGGCACAUGGCCAUGAGAACUUGAUGACAAGUUUGAGCAGCUUACCCCAUCCGAGCUUUGGCACAACCCAAGGGUGACGUCACCGUGUGCUGCAUAGGUGGGCCAUCUUCUUCUGGGAACACGGCAGGUAUGAACUCAGCAACUGCAGAGGUGGUCAAGCCGAAUUCCGUUUUUCCCCCUUCUUAGGUCAUUUCUGGAAAACUUGAAUAUCAAGACCUCUGUAUUAAGUUUUUUUUUUCUUCUCAUUUGUACAAACUGCUUGGCAAAAAUCAACUUGAGGAAGGAAGGCUUUGUGUGAGCUCGUGGUUUGAGGAACCAAUCCGUAGUGGCAAAGAAGGCAUCGCAUCAGGAGCAGGAGGUGUCUGGUUCCAAAAUUCACUAUAUAGCUGAGGAUGACCUUGAACCUCCGAGCCUCCCGCUUCCCUCUCCAGAGUGCUGGGGAUCGAACCCAGGACUUCACACCGUAAGGCAAUGUGCUUUCUAUCAGUUGUAGCUGCUUUCUGAGCACUUACCUUUCUCAGUUGCUUUAAGCGUGUAUGUACGUGUUCUUUGCCUUGCCAAGCUGCACAUUUUCCUGUGUCUCUCUGCUCCACUUGCUCAUUUUUGACUGUAGGUCUGAGUGAGAGCAGUGAACAGAAGCAUAGCACAGCCCGAAUGCCAGCCUGUCUUAAAACGUCCUCCGCCGCCGCCGAGCAAAUUCGUCCAUCAUUCUUGAGUUAAGACUCACUCGAGGGCUCGGAACACAGGCAGGAUGCGGCUGGAUUCUUGCCAGGGUGUAACACGACUGGCAAGUUCAGUUCCAGAUAGACAAGAGAUAGUCCUUGGUUCUCACUGAAACCUCAGGUACCAGGCCUCCACUGCCCACCUUCCUCUUGGCGUCCUGGUCUUCCAAACUCGCACCCAUUCAGCUCUGCUCUCAGGGCUCCAGGGCUUUUGGACCCAAAGUUUUAAGCUCUUCCAGAUUCCUCCCUCAAGCCUACUCCCGAAGCUCAAGUACUCCACGACCGCACGUCUCACCUCAGUGAUCGGUGAUCAGUCACAGUUCUAAUCUUCUGUAUUAUACUUGACAAAAACAGCUUAAGGGAAGGCUACUUUUUGGCUUAUAGUUCCAGAGUCCAGUCCCUCGCAGCAGGAAAGGCAUGGCGGCAGGAGCAGCUGGCCACGUUGCAUCCACAGUCAGGAAGCGGAAUGAGGAAAGCAUGGGCUAAGUUUGCUUUCACCUUUCUAUUCAGCCUACAACCCCAGCCCGUGGAAUGGUGCUACUGGUGUCUAGGGUGGGCCUUCCCUCUUCUGUUAAAGCUCUUCUGGAGGCACCGCCAUAGACCCACCCGGGGGUGCUUCCAUAGUGGUUCUAAAUCCCAUCUAGGUGAUAAUCAAGAUUAUCUAUAACAACCUCUUCCAGUUAAACCGACAUCUGUAGUCCAUGCAUUUAUAGCCACAACUUAAAGUACAAUAGCAAGGCAUACAUCCCAAGGCUUCAAGGGAUGACCGAAGCCUUGGAUGGUUCUGAGACAGGAUAGGAAGAGAAGAUCAUUGGGGAACAUGCAAGGGGCCCUUCACCUCAGAGUCUGGCUUUUGUCAGCUGAGAAUCCCAACACAGAUAUAACAUUGUGAAUGGUGCUAAUAUAGGGACAGUAUUCAAUUUUGUUUAUUUAUAUACGAUUAUAGAUAUUUCAAGUAAGAAUGUUAAAAUAGCAAGGAAUUAUGCUUAAGGCCAAAUUAUAAAUGGUCUUUUUUCUUUCCUAGCUGUAAACAUACAAUUUCCUACAACUUUGCCAGAAACCCCAUUUACAAAAAAAAGGCAUAUCUCAAGAUCCCUAUGCUACCCUUAUGACCCAUGGUUUUGUCUUAGCCGGGCUCAGUCCUAUCCAAGGGACCUCUAGAGCCACCUUAUAAUCUUACUAUCAAAAGGGGGAAGAGAUUGGGGGUGGGACUUAGAGACCAAUGAAGCAAUACCAAAGGCUUUGGGACUCCUGUGUGUAGCUAGUUAUCGGCACGUAAGGACUCUUGUCCUUUGGGAAGCCCACACCUCAGCUCUCAGGUGGCCCUUACCCGUUCCCUGAGCGACCCGUGUAACUUAAAUUUAUAUUUAAAAUAUUUUAAAUAAACGUUUAACUCUCUGCUUCA